CUCGACUCACCGCUGGGCGGGGUCUGGUGCCAUCUGAGGACGCCGGCUGCGGGAGUGGACAUGGCGGCCGGCCGCGUCGGGGCCGUGCUGGCCGCCCUGGGGGUGCUCAGUGUGUGUGGGGCCAGCGGUGCUGGGUCCGCGGCGGCGGAGGAGGCGGCGUGGGCGGAACCGUGGGACGGCACGGUGUUCAGGCCGCCCUCGGCGCUGGGCGCGGUGAGGGUGUCGCGCCGGCCUGGGACCCCGCAGCCGGAGCAGGAGGAGGCCGUGAACUUGCCAGUGCUCCUGUGGUGGAGCCCAGGGCUGUUUCCCCACUUCCCAGGCGACUCCGAGCGCAUCGAGUGCGCGCGCGGCGCAUGCGUGGCGUCCCGAGACCGACGGAUGCGGGCCGACUCGCGGACGCGGGCGCUGCUCUUCUAUGGUACCGACUUCCGAGCUUCGGAGGCGCCGCUCCCGCGGCUGGCGCACCAGAGCUGGGCGCUUCUGCAUGAGGAGUCUCCCCUCAAUAACUUCCUGCUGAGCCACGGCCCGGGCAUCCGCCUCUUCAACCUCACCGCCACCUUCAGCCGCCACUCGGACUACCCGCUGCCGCUGCAGUGGUUGCCGGGGGCUGCUUACCUGCGCCGCCCCGCGCCUCCGCUUUCCGAGCGCGCGGAGUGGCGCCGCUCCGGCUACGCGCCCGUGCUCUAUCUGCAGUCCCACUGCGACGUGCCCGCCGACCGCGACCGCUAUGUGCGCGAGCUCAUGCGCUACAUCCGGGUGGACUCGUACGGGAAGUGCCUACAAAAUAAGGAGCUGCCAACUGCGCGGUUGCAGGACACAGCCACGGCCACCACCGAGGAUCCUGAGCUCCUGGCUUUCUUGUCCCGCUAUAAGUUCCACCUGGCCCUCGAAAAUGCUAUCUGCAACGACUACAUGACCGAAAAACUGUGGCGCCCCAUGCAUCUGGGCGCUGUGCCGGUGUACCGCGGCUCCCCCUCUGUGAGGGACUGGAUGCCCAACAACCACUCCAUCAUCCUUAUCGACGACUUUGAGUCCCCUCAGAAACUGGCGGAGUUUAUUGACUUUCUGGACAGAAACGACGAGGAGUAUAUGAAAUACUUGGCCUACAAACAACCCGGGGGCAUCACCAACCAGUUCCUCCUGGAUAGCCUGAAUCAGCGGGAGUGGGGAGUGAACGAUCCUCUACUUCCUAACUACCUUAAUGGCUUUGAAUGUUUCGUCUGUGACCAUGAACUGGCUCGACUAGACGAGGAGAAGGCUCAUGCAGCCUCUCUUGGGGACAUCCCUGUCCCUGAGCCUCACAUUGCUCAGCCGUCACACAUGGACUGUCCGGUCCCCACACCUGGCUAUGGCAACGUGGCAGAGAUUCCUGAGAAUGACAGGUAGGGGUUGCUGGCAUUGCCCUGAGCAGCUGUCAGACCAAAUGACUUAUUAUUUGCUUACUGUGAGCCAGAAACUAACUAGCACUAGGUAUUGAGGGGAGCAGGAGGAAAUCAUGACAUGGGCUCGUUCUGCCUGCAAGGUGUGAAGUAGUUUAUGAGGCAAACUGAAAAAGAUAAAGAUAGGAAAUAGAGGUAAGUGACAACAUAUGAAAAUCAGCUUGUGUGAACAAUGUUUGCAAUAGGAGGCCAAAAGGUUUGAAUCCCAGUGGAGGGCCUGUGUGGGAAAGUGAUGAGGGAGAGAGAAGGUUGGGUAGAUGAACUGGGCCAAGGCCGUUAAGUAGCUCAAAAUUUUGGAGUAGACACAGAAUUCCGGGGAGAUAGCUCAGUGAAAUGAGUGCAUGGUC
Octodon degus (degu) is the source of this 1786-nucleotide messenger RNA. It is a transcript of the gene Pofut4, whose product is annotated as fucosyltransferase 11. Gene Ontology annotation, cellular component: Golgi membrane. Bases 61 to 1386 code for a protein of 441 amino acids. The transcript has 2 exons. The record is from RefSeq and is a predicted model, not a curated record. Gene Ontology annotation, molecular function: alpha-(1->3)-fucosyltransferase activity. NCBI's taxonomy places the organism in Eukaryota, Metazoa, Chordata, Mammalia, Rodentia, Octodontidae.